Molecule: messenger RNA, 1761 nt
Organism: Alternaria burnsii
Lineage: Eukaryota; Fungi; Ascomycota; Dothideomycetes; Pleosporales; Pleosporaceae
Exons: 1
Coding region: 1-1761 (586 amino acids)
Biological process (GO): TOR signaling
Cellular component (GO): fungal-type vacuole membrane; TORC1 complex
Source: RefSeq, a predicted model, not a curated record
AUGGCUUCAGCAGAUGAAUCUAAUUCGCGGCCCAAGAGGCCAGCUGCGAUGACUAGACAGUCAUCCUCGCAAUCGCACAUCUCGCAGUCGCCGUCUGAGGGCCCUCAUCGCUCAGCUCAUCACAAGAGCCAGCGCCAUCAUGUUGUCGGUCAACGCGUACAGAGGAACACGUCUUUUGGCAAGAAUCUGAACAAGCUGAACAAAGCCGAGAAGCAGGCACAACAGGCGCUACAGGGUGCAGAAAACACAGGGCGACACCACCGUCGCUCACAGUCGGGCAAUUCAGUUUCGGCGCCCAGCAGCCCACAUACGCGUCCAGGUUUCAAGCGACAUGCGUCAUCUGGUGCCAUUGUGAGAGCAAACAAUCAGCAAGCCAACUUGCGCAGAAAUCACUCGAGCGGACAUCUGCCGCCGCGGCAAGGCCAUGCAAAACACGCGCUGAAGGGGUCAAAGAACGAAAACGCUGCUUCCAAGCGUGCGCUCGCGACCCCCACUCGAUCUCGGCAGAGUUCGCCGGAGCCGCACGCUGCGGUUCACUUUGAUAUGCCCAACGACGACGAGGAAGAAGAAGGCGGGUGGACCGAAGAGAGCGCGUCACAGUCACCUACGACUACCCGAUCGAACACGCGCUCCAACUCCGUCAUACUCGAGGCACAGCAUAGAGCGGCGGAGAUCAACAUGGAGAAGAACAGGGGAGAGCCAUCACAGCAGGCAGGAACAAUACGGGAGGCGCCCAGCCAGGCGACACAGACGCUCACCGAUCGCACGCGCAACAACACACAAACCAACGGCGGGAGCUCUUACCAACAUUCUCGGCCUCCAGAUGCUGACAUGAUCACUUCGCGACUCCUGCAGCGCAGCUCCUCGCGGAAUCUUGCUCCUCAAACAUCGUCGGUCGCGGCGACCGUCGUAUCAUCGUCCGAUCGCCACAAUUUACUCAGUCACACGGCUGGGUCCGUUGGUUCUACGCUUGUGGAGACGCCGGGACACAAUCUGGUAUCGCGUUUUAUGGACGGAGACGGCUCGGCUGGGACACCUCAUGACGGCGCAUAUAUGGCUGAGCAUGGUCUGAAGGAAGAUACCGAUGGGGGUGAACUCGACAAGAGUAAACGCAACAAGUCGAUGCCAAAUUUUAACGGCGGCGCAGACACGCCGUCCAAAACACCUCAGCGCUCCGGCACAACCACACCCACCAAUCUGCCCCCCUCGCGGACACAACAGAAACUCAUGCUCCAACGUGCGUCGUCCAACAUUGAACCGCAGAAGCUCGUACCCGUAACGCUGCCCCGCACGGGCGGUCCCACAUACCUUCAGUCUAGCAUCCAUUACAAUGGCAAUGGCGAAGGACGCUUGGAUCCCCGUCUACAGCAGCAGUUCAACCACGUCGCGGUCGAAUACAACGUGGUGCGAAGAUAUCGCAACCCGAUUGCAGACGCCCUUGCACGGAUAUACCAAACCCCCGGCAUGUCUCGCAAAACGCGCAUACCCAAGUCAUCGCACAGUGCAAACGGCUUCGCAACAGGUGCCAGCAGCCUGAGCACAAGUUUCAACGAAAGCAGCGUCGAAACAGAUGGGGCAAGCUCACGGAGAUCGCGAGUCAGUUUUGAGAACGAUGCAGGACGCGGCAAGACUAGUCGCGACGAGAACGACUUUGAAGCCGGAGGACAAAGUUUCGAGAGCGACCAGGCGCGUAGCCGAAACGAAGCGGAGGAGAUAUGCCGUCGCUUGUGGGAGAGCGCUGAAAUAGUCGAAGCCGAUUGA